This is a messenger RNA of Papilio machaon (common yellow swallowtail), 669 nucleotides long. RefSeq names its product solute carrier family 2, facilitated glucose transporter member 8-like. The transcript is spliced from 4 exons. Gene Ontology annotation, biological process: transmembrane transport. Gene Ontology annotation, molecular function: transmembrane transporter activity. The record is from RefSeq and is a predicted model, not a curated record. Gene Ontology annotation, cellular component: membrane. The coding region runs from base 127 to 669 and encodes 180 amino acids. Lineage: Eukaryota; Metazoa; Arthropoda; Insecta; Lepidoptera; Papilionidae.
UUUAAUUAUGUGGCUUUAGGUUUAUAUUUUUGGCGAUAUAAUGUAAAUAUUGAGUUGUGUGUUGUAUAAUUUAUUGUGAAGGGUUUGUCUCUUGUUUCGUCCUCACUGUUGUGAAAGUAUGGGAACAUGCAAGAAGAACCCGAAGUCUUGUACCCUGAUCCCGGGUUAUGGACAAAGACCUCACUCAUCCAGUUGUUUUACGGGAUUAUGGUUAACUUAACUUCGGUCACUUUCGGUAUAGCUUUCAGCUUUUCGUCUGUAAUGAUGCCGCAACUGUCCAAAGUCGAUCCCAAAAUUAUAACAACGAUGACGGAAGAAACGUUGAUAGUAAGUGUGUUACCAUUCUCCACAAUGAUUGGUAACGUGAUAAGCGGCUUCCUAAUGGAUACUUACGGACGUAGGAAGGCGCUGAUUCUCUGCGAGGUACCCAUGAUUAUCGGAUGGAUUCUGAUUGGGUUCGCGAAAACCCCUGUCGAGUUAAUUAUUGGUAGACUUAUAGUUGGCUUAGGCUGUGGCAUGGGCAUGAUUCCUCCACGAGCAUACGUCACUGAAAUAUCACUGCCAAAUAUGAGAGGGGUGAAUGGUUCCUUUCCCAGUGUCGGUAUUGCCCUUGGAGUUAUUUUACAGGACUUCGCGGUCGCGUCGCUUCUCGCACUGUGCGAGUUGUAG